AUGCGGGAUGUGCCAGGACUGCUGGAUACAUGCGGUUGUAAUGUGGAGUGGUACGGGCGCGUCGCUGUAGCUAUAAGCGGUGAAAUAUCGAUUUUGGUGGCUGGUUGCGGUGUGUAG
Molecule: messenger RNA, 117 nt
Organism: Peronospora matthiolae
Lineage: Eukaryota; Oomycota; Peronosporomycetes; Peronosporales; Peronosporaceae
Source: the annotation of a GenBank genome assembly